Molecule: messenger RNA, 1368 nt
Organism: Aspergillus pseudonomiae
Lineage: Eukaryota; Fungi; Ascomycota; Eurotiomycetes; Eurotiales; Aspergillaceae
Product: transmembrane amino acid transporter protein-domain-containing protein
Exons: 6
Coding region: 1-1368 (455 amino acids)
Biological process (GO): amino acid transmembrane transport
Cellular component (GO): vacuolar membrane
Molecular function (GO): amino acid transmembrane transporter activity
Source: RefSeq, a predicted model, not a curated record
AUGGAUGUCUUACCCGCAUACCCCGGUACACACGGGGUGGACAAGAAAGAAGACGAAUACUCUGCAGAUGCUGAAAAGAGGGAUAUCGCCGCUGGCCAAGUCCAGGAUGCAUUCGGAAGCGAAGAGGACGCUGAGAUCAAGUACAAAACCUUGACUUGGUGGCAAUGUGGCUUGCUCAUGAUUUGUGAAUCUGUUUCCUUGGGUGUGUUGUCUCUGCCAGCAGCCGUGGCUACAUUGGGUCUCGUCCCAGGUGUUAUCUUGAUCGUCGGCCUUGGUCUUCUUGCAUUGUACACAGGUUAUAAUAUUGGUCUGUUUCGCGAGCGGUAUCCUCACAUUCAGAGUCUGGCAGAUGCCGGAGAAAUCCUGCUCGGCCGCUUUGGGCGCGAGCUGUUCGGUCUGGGCCAAUUUCUCUUUUGCAUCUUCGUCAUGGGAAGUCAUAUUUUGACUUUCCGUGUCAUGAUGAAUACCAUUACCGAGCACGCUACCUGCUCCAUCGUGUUCAGUGUGGUAGGUAUGCUCAUUUCAAUGAUAUUAUCUAUCCCGCGAACGAUGAAGGGAAUGACGUGGGUUUCAUUCGCCUCGUUCCUCAGUAUCUUUGGCGCGGUCAUGAUUACCAUGAUCUCUGUGUCUGUGCAGGACUUCCCUGGCCGGACUAUCGAUGCCACGGUAGAGACAAACCUGUACACGGGAUUCCAGGCCGUGUCCAAUAUUGUCUUCGCUUACUGCGCGCAUGUAGCCUUCUUUGGUCUCAUCGCAGAAAUGGAGAACCCCAAGGAUUUCAACAAGUCUUUACUCAUGUUGCAGUCAUUCGAGAUCUGCUUGUACCUCACCGCUGCUGUUGUCAUCUAUUACUAUGUUGGCACUGAUGUUCACUCUCCUGCCUUGACCUCUGCCGGACCCGUAAUGAAGAAGGUUGCCUAUGGCAUCGCUAUCCCCACGAUUGUUGGCGCCGGUGUUGUAAACGGCCACAUUGGUCUGAAGUAUAUCUAUUUCCGGGCCUGCCGCAAGUCAGACCUUCUGCACAGCCGCAGCUGGAAGUCCGUCAGCAUCUGGCUGGCGCUAGGAUUUGUCUGUUGGGUUGUCGCGUGGAUUAUCUCCGAGGGUAUCCCUGUCUUCAGCAAUCUAAACAGCUUGAUUAGUGCCCUCUUCGCCAGUUGGUUCAGCUAUGGGCUGAGCGGAAUUUACUGGCUGCAUCUGAACUAUGGCCAAUGGCUGUCCAGCCCAAGUAAAAUUCUCUUGACCAUACUCAACAUUGGAAUUGCGCUAAUUGGUCUUAUCCUUUGUGUCUUGGGUUUAUAUGCUUCGGGAACGGCUAUUCAUAAUGAUGCUAGCAGUACCGUCUUUUCCUGUGCUAAUACUGAUACAUAA